AUGCCCGGAAAUCCUAAAGAGGAUCAGCGUGCCAAAACGCGAAAAGUGACGUCUUCAACAUCGGCUAAUUCGAUGGGUGCCGGCGAGCCGAAGUCAACGGGGAAGCUGGAGGAGACACAGCAGCAGUUGGAAUCCGAUUGGAAUUCCCCCAGUCUCAUGAUACUGUUCGAUGGUGGCGAUAUAAAAAAGGCCAUGCAUCAUCUUCUGGCCUCACUGCAAAAUCCAUUCGCCGAGCAUGCGGUGGCCACACUAUUCAUCCAGGAGAGCGUGCGUGAGCCUGUUAUAAAGCUUUUGGUGGACCAAUUGAAGCCGCUCGAUCCGAAAAUUUAUAAUCAUCCCAAUUAUGUGCGCUCACGGGCCAAGCUGCAGCAGCUCAGGUCGGAAACAAUUGUCGGCAAUCCGAAGACGGUGCCAGCACAUGCCUCGCCAAUGCUGGUCUGUGACAUAGCUCACAAAUUUUUGGGCGAUGGACCAACGGGCAUCAUCACUAUGCACACAUUCCGCACACCCAAAGAUGCUAUCCAGGUCAUUUUGCAGGAGACGCUCGCCUACGGUUCGGUUAGCAUCUGGCAUGAGAAGAUCGCCAGCGCGUAUGAGAUGUGCGAUCUGCUCAAGAACGACACCUUUAUGAUCAAUUGCUUCAAUGUUGAUCUGGCACCAAUAAGGCCCACCUUCGAUGCCGGCAAAAAUGAUGCGUUGAUCGAAGGGAGCUAUCACUACGAGAUCCUCACUAAAAAUGAGAAGAGCAAGAUCGUUGUCAGUGCCGUAGGCUCCAUAUUUGCCAAAUGA
Drosophila montana is the source of this 789-nucleotide messenger RNA. RefSeq lists its product as uncharacterized. Gene Ontology annotation, molecular function: oxidoreductase activity. The record is from RefSeq and is a predicted model, not a curated record. The transcript has a single exon. The coding region runs from base 1 to 789 and encodes 262 amino acids. NCBI's taxonomy places the organism in Eukaryota, Metazoa, Arthropoda, Insecta, Diptera, Drosophilidae.